Molecule: messenger RNA, 2851 nt
Organism: Xiphophorus couchianus (Monterrey platyfish)
Lineage: Eukaryota; Metazoa; Chordata; Actinopteri; Cyprinodontiformes; Poeciliidae
Gene: atxn7l2a
Product: ataxin 7-like 2a
Exons: 11
Coding region: 101-2521 (806 amino acids)
Source: RefSeq, a predicted model, not a curated record
AUUAACGUCGCUUCUCACGGCUUCCUUCAGAGCGCGCACGCAGGAAGUUCCUGUCCUGUCUAGAACGCGAGAUAUGACGUAAGCCGUUGCCCGCGCAGCGAUGAUGGCGGUGCGUGAACGCGCAGUAAAAGUAAUGGCUGCUCUGGAUCGGCGGGUACCUAGCCUCGAUGAAUUCGUUGGUCAAAGCUGGACUGCCUGGGCCGACUGGGCCAGUGUGACAGCGGCAGAUGGGCCUGAUGUGGACGACUGCAGCAAAAAUGGGAAGAAGGCUGCAGAAGCUAUGUCACUCAGUAAAGAGGACAUGUCCAUCUUUGGCCUGUACCCGGGCCACGAUGACUUCUACCUGGUGGUGUGCAGCCACUGUGGCCAGGUGGUGAAGCCUCAGGCCUUUGAGAAGCACUGCGAGCGGAGACACGGGCCCCAGGCCAAGCUCUACGGCAAGCUGCGCUCUCCCGCGCCGGCCAUCCAGCACCAGAGACCCUACCACGGCCACUCUCCCUCGCACGGGGUCAACCCCCCCUCUGCGUCGUCAUGGGAGGCUCGAGGGCCGAGCGUGGGACAGCCGCGGCCCGCGCCCUCUUCCCCGUCCACCCCGCCUCAGUACAGAUACCCGAAGAACGCCAAGGACGGAGUACGGCUUUCGCCCCUGGAGAAGUCCUUCCACAGCAGCCACAAAGAGGUGGCCGUGUUCAAGCCGCCGCCGCCCCUGGAGCCUCCGGUCCUGUCUCCGCCUCCGUCCCUUCGAGACCCUCCCUGGCCGCACGGGGCCCCACCCGCUUCCCGGCCAGCGUCCAGCGAUAAGCCGCCCCCGCAGAGGAAGGACUCGCCCCAGCUGUCUGCCGUGAUGGGCCACCGGGUCCCGAGGCCCUACAACAAAGUGGCCUCCAUUUUGGACAAAAGAGUCCAAAAUGACAGAACUGGUGAAAAGAGGAUCAUGUUGGCAUGGAAACAAAAAAGGGAGUGCGAUCUGGAUAAGCACUGCGGUGUCCUCGACCCCGACAGGAAGAAGGUCUGCACUCGGCUCCUGACGUGCAACAUCCACUCCAUCCACCAGCGCAGGAAGGUGGUGGGUCGCAGCAAGAACUUUGACCAGCUAGUGGCAGAACUUAAGAUGAAGGUCCGAGAGAAGGGAGCCCAGGCCCUGGAUGGAGGCUUCUCUACCGGAGGGUCACCCAGUCCGGAGGCCCCCAGGGAGCAGGCCGGUGUCCCCCACUGCAGGAGACCGCUGGCCAGCCUCCCUGCGUUCAGUCGGUCCAUGGCCGUGUCGGAGUGCGCCCCGGAGGAGGAGAAGCAGUGGCAGGAUGAGGCGGGGCUCCGGGCCCCGUCCCCUCUGCUGCAUGGACACAUCUCCACUGACGACAGCGAGGCCGAAGCGGCUGAAGAGCUGCCAGACUUCCCUUCGUCUACCACACACCCCACACCUGCAGCGGUGUGCUCGUUCGGCAGCCACUCGUUGGGUCACGGGAUCUACACGUUUGACAGAAGGCUUCACCACGUGCGAUCGGCCCUCAGCAGCAUGCUGGAGCAGCACAUCAGCGCUCAUCUAUGGAAGAAAAUACCUCAAGCCACAGACCUUCUGUCACCAACCUCCUCAGCCAAGUCCAUCAUUUCUUCCUCUCCUGUCUCCAUAGCAACAUCCUCCUCCUCUUCGUCUCAUUCUAAGGUUCGUGCAGGCAGUCACAUCAGCUCGUCUCUCAAAAACACGUCGUCCUCUCCCAGCCGGGGACCGGGCAGACCUCUGACCGCGCCGCAGUCGGAGAACUCUGGCGGUGGUUUUGCCGGUUCUGGUUCUGGUUCUGGCUCUCACCCCCUGUCCUUGGGAAAGCCUGGCCUGGGGCGUCAGGUGGCGGCGGGCAGGUCCAGGAAACCAGUGGGGCGACCCAGCAAGCAGAUGCUGAAGCUGCGAGAGGAGGCGGCCACCGCCGCCGCGUUCCGUAAACACAAGGCCCCGUCGCAGGAAGGAGAGCACUCUGGCCCUGAGAGGAACUGCAUCAUCCUGCAGGACAGGGGACCCCCACCUUCCUCCUACUCCUCUUCCUCCUCCAAGGCCCCCUCUUCCUCCCUCCACCCUCAUGGACAGACCAAUGGCACUCUCUCCCCCAGCAGUAAGCCCCGCCCCCAGCCGCCCCCCUCUGAGUCCCACUUCCCCGCCGCCAAGGCGGUGUGGACUUACAAGCGGACUCUCCCCCCUCUGAGCCACGCCUCCCCCCCAGACCUCUCCCCUGCCACUAACUCCCACAGUCGGACCGGUGUGGGGGACUCGGGGCUGCUGGGCCAGGGCGGCAGGGGGAGGACCUUUCUGGAACAUCGGGGACUGAAGAAACGGAAGGGGGGAGGCAUGGAGGAACAUCCGCCCUCAUCCAGACUCUCAGUGCCGCGCCUGCCUUCGUCCUCCUCCAGCUCUGGCUCCUCAUCCUCGCCACGCUCCACUUUCUACCCCUGGAAGGACAGCAAGAGUGGCGGUCUGGACGGAGACAUGGACAAGAAGCUGGCCUCACAGAAGCCAAAACUGCACCAUUAAGUGUGCUUGCCUUACAAGCCACUAGGAGGGAGCCAGCUCCACUCAAUCUGUGACUGGGCCAACAGGACUCUGUGUGAGUGGGAGUGUGUGUGUAUGUAUGUGUGUGCCUUUGUCUGCCGAGCGUCCACUCCAGUGUGAAUGGGCCAGGUUGUGUUUGUGCCGUAUUGACCUGUUGGUGUGCUGCGUGAGGACGGAUGAACAUGGGUGAGGAUGCUGGGAUCAACCAUAGAAUAUGGAUUUAGAAAUACCUCAAGACCAUCUGGUUAUGCUGCUACAUUGAAUAUGUUGGUUUAUUAAAAGAAAUUUAUUAAAAAUGUCAUUUUCACUUUG